UAAAAAAGAUCUCUCUUUCGGUAUCUCUCUCCCUGCUCAGUCUUCAGCACUCCGUGUGACCUGUCCACAUUCGCGAACAAAAUCUCCGGAGCCCAAACAGCGGACGGAAUCACUCCCAAAGCUCCCUCCCUCCUCUCUCCGGAGUCCAAGUAUCCAGAGAGAGGGUCUCUGCCCCAGCAUCCUCCGCCCCCGUCCCCUCUCCGGCGCCACGAUGUCGGCGUGGGCCGCCGACGCGGCGCUCCUCCUCGCCUCCCCAUCCCCGGCCUCCUCCCGCUCCCUCGUCAGGCCGCGCUCCAGCCGCCUCUGCAAGGGCUUCCCAUGUACCAGUCGUUCCAAAGCGGGAUUCCAGAUUAGUAAUUACCGAACAAGCAUCUUAAAGGUUAAAGCAAAAAUGGAUUCUGGUGAUGGCGAGACACAACUUGCUCCGCUUAAAUUUGAAACUCCAAGUGGCCAACUUCUGGUUCAGAUACUGCAAUCACACCCUCACUUAAUCCCUGUAACAGUUGACCAGCAACUUGAGAACCUGCAAUCAGAGAAAGAUGCCCAAAAUGAAGAAGCCGCAAAAGUUCCCCAGGACCUCCUGUACAAGAGAAUUGCAGAAGUCAAAGAGAAGGAAAGGCAGACAACCUUGGAAGAGAUCAUCUACUGCUGGAUUUUGUUUAAGUUCGUGGAAAAUGACAUAUCAAUGACACCUUCAUUAUCAUCAUCAAGUGGCCCUGUGCGUGACAUCUCGUUACCUAACCAAGAGUAUAAGCUGCAAAGCAUACACUCCCAAGAUGCCCUUGAGAUGAUACAGAACCAUCUUAAUCUUAUCAUGGGAGAACAGGCAGCAGCACCCCUAGAUACUGUUGUCGAAAUCAGCAACUUAAAUCUUGGAAAGCUCUAUGCAGCAUCCAUCAUGUAUGGCUACUUCCUUAAGAGGGUGGAUGAGCGGUUCCAACUCGAGAAAACUAUGAAGACACUCCCACCAAGCCCCAAGGAACAGAUAGUAAUGGAAAGAGACCUGAAGCCGAAUCCAUUCUGGGAUAUGGAAUCCUUGGUGCAGAUUUCACCUGAUGGGGAAGAGGUUGAUUUGGAUGAUGAGGAAUCAAAUCCAAACAAGUUGAGGUCUUAUGUUUCGCGCUUGGACGCUGAUACGUUGCAAAAAUAUGCUACUAUUAGAUCCAAGGAAUCAGUUUCACUUAUAGAGAAGCAAACACAGGCUCUGUUUGGUCGGCCAGAUAUUAAAGUGUUGGACGAUGGCUCUGUUAAUGCAAAAGAUGGUAAAAUCGUAACAAUCACGUUCACAGAGCUCACAAACCUUGUUUUGGAGGCAGCUGGUUUUGGAGCCUUCCUGUGGGAAGCCGAGAGUCAUAUAGAAUCUAAAUACCAUUUUGUUAACAGUUGAUUGUACAUUUGUUCAUUUGGAAAUGGUCCCUGCAUUUGAUAGAUAAGUACUCACCCUUGAUAUGCUUUUCGGUAACGCCCUUUUAAUAUAAAUCAAGUAAUCAUUUUUUUUUGGUUACUAAAGACCCCCUCGCAGUUUUGCGGUGCUCAUCAAAAGGAGGCGUCCAAGUUAAAUUGUCAAGCCAAUGAAAAGCUUUCUACAAGUUGCCAGAGGUUUUGUUGUAACUUGACGAUUGCUUUCUCCUCCUUGAUACUCAUUAUACCAGUCUGUAAAUUUAACUCAGAGGCUAGCUCUCAUGAACUAGCUCUAACACACAGCUUGUUUUGCGUCA
Messenger RNA from Brachypodium distachyon (stiff brome), 1718 nucleotides. Its product is annotated as UV-B-induced protein At3g17800, chloroplastic. Lineage: Eukaryota; Viridiplantae; Streptophyta; Magnoliopsida; Poales; Poaceae. The coding region runs from base 212 to 1387 and encodes 391 amino acids. The transcript is spliced from 3 exons. The record is from RefSeq and is a predicted model, not a curated record.